This is a messenger RNA of Thyridium curvatum, 924 nucleotides long. RefSeq lists its product as uncharacterized. Bases 1 to 924 code for a protein of 307 amino acids. The transcript has 2 exons. NCBI's taxonomy places the organism in Eukaryota, Fungi, Ascomycota, Sordariomycetes, Thyridiales, Thyridiaceae. The record is from RefSeq and is a predicted model, not a curated record.
AUGGUUGAAAUCAAGAACGUUGCUGUACUUGGUGCUUCCGGUAAUCUCGGCCAAGUCGUCGUUGCAGCGCUCCUCAAAGCUGGCUUUGUGGUCACCGCUGUCGUCCGCCCGGAAAGCAAGGCCAAUACAUCGCCCGAUGUAACAGUGAAGACGUCGAGUUACAGCGACACCGCUGCCCUGACUUCCGCCUUUCAAGACCAGCAUGCAGUAGUCGAAGCCUUCAACCCAGCCGCGGCUGGCCACCAGCGUGCCAUCGUGGAGGCAGCCGUUGCAGCGGGUGUCUCCCAUCUCAUCACGCCGGAAUUCGGAGCCGACUCUUUCAAUCCGUACCUUGACGAGGUGCUUCUCUACGAACCCAAACUGGAGGCGCAGAGACAACUCGAUGACGUCCUUGCCAGGACUAAAGCUACACUCUCUUGGACCGCUGUCAACAUCGGGGUGUGGUUCGAUUGGGCGAUCGAGCAGGGGAUAUUCUGGGUGGACAAAAGGACCAAGACAAUCACUCGCUUCGGAUCGGGCAACCAAAAGUAUUGCAUGAGCCGACUUGCAAUGACUGGCGACGCAGUCGUUGCCGUACUCAAGCAGCCGCAUCUUUUCCACAACAGGCCUGCGUACUUUGCCAGUCAUACCGUGUCGACGAACGAGCUCAUCGGUAUCAUCAAGGAGGAGUUGGGGGGGCAGGAAUGGAAGGUCGUGGACGUACCCCUCAGCGGAUUUGCUGAUGAAGCCCGUAAGCUCUGGGAGCAGGAUACACGGGAUGGUGUACAAGACAGGCUUCAUACUCGAGCUUACGCAAUGCUGGGGACGGUUUCCAUGUUCGAUGAGAACAAUAGGUACGGUGCUGAUUUCGGGACCAAGCUGGAGCCAGGAUGGGAUGAAGGCGAGGCUGCUCUGCGGCGCCGGCUGAAGGAGCUUCUGUCGUGA